Pseudogymnoascus destructans is the source of this 1212-nucleotide messenger RNA. RefSeq lists its product as uncharacterized. NCBI's taxonomy places the organism in Eukaryota, Fungi, Ascomycota, Leotiomycetes, Thelebolales, Thelebolaceae. Gene Ontology annotation, molecular function: DNA binding. The transcript has a single exon. The record is from RefSeq and is a predicted model, not a curated record. Gene Ontology annotation, cellular component: nucleus. The coding region runs from base 366 to 980 and encodes 204 amino acids.
CUCGGUAUAAGGAUGGGUAGUCUGGUCCUGUAGUUUUUUAGCUGUAAAAUAAGGAUUAUUUCUGUAUAAGGAUGAUCCUUAAAUCCGUGGUCCCAAAAUUAUUUUUAUACCAAACAAUCCUUAUAACUCGUGUUCACCAACUCCACCAUGGAGUUUGGGACUGUCUGCCACAAUAUACUAUUCAUAGGAAUGAACCGAAAUGGUUGAAUGGCUGGUUAGAUGGAUUCAAGAAGAGAUUUAAGAUUAAGGAAUAUGUUCGACAUGGAGAAGCAGCUGCAGCGGACAUCCACAAUCCUACAAAUAUUGCGCAAAUGGAAGAUCUCUGACAACUAUGCGCAACAUAUGCAGAUAAAGAUAUUUUCAACAUGGAUGAAACUGGGCUCUUUUGGAAGAUGACGCCAACUCGAACGCUAGCCACUGAAGCUUCGAGUGGGGGAAAGAAAUCCAAAGAUCAGAUUACUCUCGCAUUUACGACAAAUUCGACUGGAACUGAGAAGCUAGAUAUAUGGGUUGUGGGAAAGUCGAAGAAUCCUCAAUGUUUUAAAAAUAUUAAUGUUAAGCGCAUGCGGAUUCAAUAUCGAUACAACGAGACAAAAUGGAUGACAGGGCUAAUUAUGAAAGAAUACCUAGACUGGUUAAAUGAGAAAAUGAAGCAUUGCAAGAUACUGUUAUUACUUGAUAACUUCUCUGGACAUGAAGUCGGAGUUGAACUUGUUGGUGGAUUACAAGGUUUGUCGAAUGUUCGAAUUGCUUGGCUUCCACCAAAUACGACAUCUCAUUGGCAACCUCUCGAUCAGGGAAUAAUUGCAAGCUUCAAACUUGGGUAUCGAAAACAAUGGAUUAAUUACAUGUUGCGCCAGCUCAAGGCCAAUAAGAACCCUACUAAAACAGUUAAUAUUCUAAAGGCGAUACAGGACUUACGUGGGAAGCACUUGAAGCACCAAAAAUCCAGAAGUGUUGGUGGCGAUCGACUCUCAUAAAAAAACCAGAAAAUAUGGAUAGGCGUCAAGAUAAUACUGCUGAGGUCGAGGAACUGGGAAUGGAAAUUGCGAGAUGUCAUGCCAAUUGCAGAUUUUCUCAACCCUAUAGGUGAAGGGAUAGUUGACAGAGAUGAAGAUAUUUUCAAAGCUGUUGUAAUGGUGGGUGCACCAGAUGUGAGAAUCUAGCCACCCAAGGAAGGGAUGAUUUUACUAAGACAACACACUGUCUUAG